ACUAAAAACGGUCUUUCGUAAGCAAGCAUUAGCUUAUUAUGGAUGUGGAUGAAGAGUUAAAAGAAAUUAGCCAGAUAUUCAAAUUUUUGGUUCGAAAUGAAUUCUUUCUUACAUGUUUAGAAUUGUAUCAGGAAUGUGUAGAAAGAGGUCAAAUUGUAUCAUCUAUGAAGGAAUUGUUUACAAUGCCAGGGUUAAAAAAUAUUCAAUGCAAAAAAAAUCCGGGUUUACCAGCGGCAGAUUUGAUUCCUAUAGCUUCUUUUCAAGGAACCAAAGACAAGUUGCCGGAUCCUAUUUCGUCAUCGGAUUUAAUCAGAAAGAAUUUCAUUUUAGAGCAGGAAUUAAAAAAAGAGAGGAAGGCGUUGCAGGACUUGAGAAUUAGCUUCUCUGAAUUGUUGGUAAGCAACUACUUAACUUUACAUACCGUCAAAGAAGACGGAGUCGAAUCUUUGAGAAUUGAGCGUCCGACAUCAAAGACAGAAGUAGAAGUUGUAAAUUAUUUGAUUGAAAAGUACAUGAACUCGCAGGGGUACAAAAUGUCUUCUAUUGCGUUUACAUCUGAAGUGGGCCAGAAGUUUGAAGAAUGGGCAAGAGAAGGUGAUAGUGUGGGGGUGAAGGUGCCUGAGCCGGUAUCUAUUGUUUGGUUGUAUCGGAGUUACUAUGGCAUAUCAAGGGCAAUAGGAGAGGAUAAUCGAGAGGAUCUGUACUCGGUUAUAGAGGAGCUAUGUGAUAUAGUAGAGAAGCUGAGAGUACGCACUAUGGAGGUGGAAAGGAUACUAAUGCAUGGGGAGGAGAGAUCUAGACUGAGGAGGGAGAGUUUGGAUGGCAUGGGGAUGGAGAAGAAGGGAAAGAAAAAGGUCGCAAAUGUUUCUUUGGAGGAUGGAUGGAGCGACAAAGUCGAUGAGAGCCGAAGGAAAAUAGAGUCAGUGACUGGGGAAAUGGUUAGAAUACCUAUUAGAGGGGAAGUGGAGAAGAUAGUGAAGAGAUGCAAUAGGAACUACGGUUUUUUUUUUGCCCAGAACGAGCUACAAAAAGGAAGAGAUGGAAAGAUGGAAAGUCAAUUAAACUUGCUUCGUAGUUCGAAGAACGAGGAGGCGGUGAUUGUAAGUAUGUUGGGGGACACUAUUCCAGAAAUUAUGUAUGGACUUGUAUUAGAGAAGCGCGAAAGGUUGGUGCCUGUGAUUUUAUCGGUGAUAUGUUGUCAUCCGGAGGAGCGAAAGAGGAUGGAAAUGACUAGCGUAUUGUUUGCUCUGUUCCGCACGCCGGAUGAGAGGCAGAGAAAGAUAAUUGUGGAUGGGUUCAUUCAUUUAGCGCAAAAGAUCGGAAAGGAAAGGACAAGUUUAGAGAUACUCCCAGUGAUAGCGGAGGCAGUUUUGUCGGAUGUCGUAGAAAGGCGUGUUUUAUGUGCAGAAAUUUGUGGAUGGUUAUCUGUAUGCGUGGAGCCGAAGAUGCGUUUGAGUUUAUUGUUAUCGAUUUUGCAGCAGUUGUUGGGAGAUCGAUCUCCGAGCGUGCAAUUGGCGGUUGCGGUCAAUUUAGGUCGGGUUUUGAUUGUGGGUGAAAGUGAAUUAGAUGAAGAGAGAUGUGAGUGUUUAGAUGAUGUUAAGUAUCAGCAGAUUGUCGAGUUUGUGAAAGAGUUGCUCAAUGUUGAAGACAUUGUAGCAUUGCAAGUGGUGAGAGUGACGUUGAUUCCGAUUUUGGGAGACUUUUUAGACAGAUAUGGAGUGCUUCGCGAGAAGCUGUUGCCGGAUACGGUAGAAAAAUUGAGGGAGGCGAUAGAGAGAAGAAGAGAUAAGUCGGAGGACUUCGGACGGACAGAGAGCGUUCAAGUGUUAACGGACGUACUGAUAUGUCUCUGUCCGCUGCUAUAUGAGAUUGCUUUAAUGGAGUCCGGUGUGGGCGAGCCAAAUGCGCUAGAAUAUAAGAAUGAGGGACUACGGAGACCGGAAGGCAGUCGUCGGUACAUGUCUUUCGUGUCCGCAUUCUCAGAAAAAAGAAAAAAAAGUUUAAGGAAGAAGUUCGACUGUUGGGUUAACGAGAGGUCUGAUGAAGCACUGAUCCAGGAUGAUUUGAGAAUAUUGAGAUGGUAUGUGCACGAUUUGGUGUCCAAGAUGGUGAGCGUGGCGUGUGAAGUAGAAUCUGAUCAAGCGGUAAUCGGCGCGAUUUGCAGUUUGUUGGCAGUCUUUGGACAAGAGUUUGGCGAGGCGUUGACAUCGAAGGUAACCCAGCCUUUUUUCGAGAGCGAAAUAAACCGUCUGAGUGAGGAAGCAGAGCAAGGAAAUGAGGAUGGGCUAGAGAAAAGAGCAAAACUGAUGACUAUAUAUAUUGGAGGUGUAUUAAGCGUGUUGAAAGGCACCCAAUUGCAAUCUUGUUUACGGGAUAAAUUAGUCAAAAUGUCAACUGGAUGCAAUGGGUGGAACAUGGACCAUUUUGGCACAUUUGAGUCGAGUUUGGAUUUUCUGAUCAAACAUUUUCCGGAACAUCGCCAGACGCUUUUGUCCAGUUUGUGGGAACUAAUUAUCUAUGAAGACGAACGAGUUCGAAACUCAGUAUUGCGCGUUUUGCGAUAUUCAAUACCUUAUUCAAAUCCGUCGGAGUUGUCGUCUCGGAUUAUCCCUGCGUUGAUGACUAUGUCAUCAGAUUCAGACAUAAGGGUUCGAUGCGGCGUGAUAUCCAUAUUUGGAGAUUUGCUCAAGACAGAAGACAUCAUCAAGGUGGACAAAAUCACCACCCAUCUCAGUUCUCUACUAGAUGAAUGUUACCUUAAUUUCAAAAUUGUGAUACAAUGUGCAAAAACUUUAGUGGACACAAUUCCGUUCGUUACGCCUGAGCUCAGAGACAAAUUUGUUCUUCCACAAAUAAUCAAAUUGGCCAAGCGCGCCUCAGAAGAAGACGACCUGAACAGACAAAAGGAACUAGCGGACGUGCUCUGCGAGGGAUACGACACCCUCAGUCGCCUCUCGGUAACAAAGGAGGUCAUCAGGCAACACGUCCUUCCUGGUUUGACAUAUCUACAAAAAACGAGCGAAGUUCUGACGAACGAGAAGAGAAAAGCGAUGAGUGACAUGAUAGCAAAGAUGCGUCCUAUCGCGUCGUGAAAAAAAGCUUUUCUAACUUACAGUAAAAAAUACUUCGUUCUAUUCUUUUAUAUAGAGACAGAAAAGUCGCUCACGUGGGACACUCAUCGUAAUUGUGUGAGCUGACAUCAUUAGACAGCGCAUCAAAGAAGUUUUCUCACAAAAAAUUUCGUGGUUCGUUAGAGAGUUGAACCUUCGCAUUGUCGUAUUUAGGUGGCGUUCGAUUCUCCUCGUCCCUACGGUAAAUCAGUUCGUCCUUGGAGCAGGUAGAAAAAAAAAUGACAGAUCAUCGCCGAAACGCCAGUCUAGCCCUAUAUAUCCAGAAGAAUCGUUUGUGCUCCUUCUGAGAUUUUGAUCGUACCAUCCUACGGCCAAACUCGAGCAGUUUCCGCUGACACAAAGAGAUUCGAAGUUGGUUUUUCUCGUAGUGGUCUAGUUCAGCUUCCAGCUGAGUCAUCAGAUCCUCUAGAUCUACACGGUAGAGGCAGGAGGUCAGGACUUUCCCUUACAGAGUAUCUUUGUGGAACACGGUGUACCUCGCAACACG
This is a messenger RNA of Schistocerca gregaria, 3618 nucleotides long. RefSeq names its product RAB11-binding protein RELCH-like. Lineage: Eukaryota; Metazoa; Arthropoda; Insecta; Orthoptera; Acrididae. Gene Ontology annotation, cellular component: recycling endosome; trans-Golgi network. The transcript has 3 exons. The record is from RefSeq and is a predicted model, not a curated record. Gene Ontology annotation, biological process: intracellular cholesterol transport. Bases 39 to 3092 code for a protein of 1017 amino acids.